Molecule: messenger RNA, 1019 nt
Organism: Kickxella alabastrina
Lineage: Eukaryota; Fungi; Kickxellomycota; Kickxellomycetes; Kickxellales; Kickxellaceae
Product: nucleoside phosphorylase domain-containing protein
Exons: 4
Coding region: 106-957 (283 amino acids)
Biological process (GO): nucleoside metabolic process
Cellular component (GO): cytoplasm
Molecular function (GO): purine-nucleoside phosphorylase activity
Source: RefSeq, a predicted model, not a curated record
UUUUGUUUUGUUUUGUUUUAGACUGCUCUUUUCUGCAAUUCACCCUUUAUAAAUCCCACACACAAACUCUCUCUCGACACUUUACAGGCUUUCUCUCUCACACAGAUGGAUCCGCCCGCGUCGCUUUCUUUGGCAGCCAAAGCGCUCAACAUAACCGCGCCCAGCGGCAGCUCGCCAGCAGCCACACAAGGCGCCGGCGCCUGCCACUCUCCGCGACCAAUUGAAACCAUCCCGCACAGCGUCUACGAAAGCGCAGCCAAGCACGUGCAGUCGCACCUGGCGGCCAACACAGCCAUCCCGCAGGUGGCCAUAAUGUGCGGCCGGGGGCUGCAGGGCACGGCGGAUAAGCUCGAGGGCCCAAUCACAAUAAUUCCAUUCACAAGCAUCCCCGGCUUCGCGAUCAGCACGGCGAUCAGCACAGCGGGUAAGCUGGUGUUUGGCGAGAUCCUGUGUAUUGUCGGCCGGUGCCACUACUACGAGGGCUACGCAAUGAAGCAGAUUACGUUUCCAGUGCGUGUGCUGGCGCUUUUGGGCGUGCGCACGCUGGUGCAUGCACAACACCUACACUUUUCUCUGCGUAAGCUGGCUUUCUCGGUGUACUUGGAGGACAAGGAUAUGCUGAAACGCGGCGUGCGGCUGAAGGAGGCUGUGUACUGCUACACUACGGGCCCGUCGAGCGAAACCAGGGCCGAGUGCAUGGCGCUCAGGGCGCUUGGCGCUGAGGUCGUUGGGUCGUCGACUGUGCCGGAAGUUAUUGUUGCGCACCAUGCGGGCUGGAUCGUGGCGGCCCAGGGCGCAGAGCCUAGUGCUGAGGACGCGGUGCGUGCGCAGAUGGAGGGGAGGGCGACGCCUGCGCUGGACAGCGACGAUGAUCUGCGCAUGGGUCUGCCACGGAAGGGCGGCCAGAGACCAAAUGAGCUGAAUCACCUGGUCCAGCGCAUUGUUGAGCGGCUGUGAAUGUCCACUUUUCCUUGUAGAUUUUUUGUUUUUUUUGUUGAGUAAAAAAGGCUUGAACGUUU